This is a messenger RNA of Theobroma cacao (cacao), 884 nucleotides long. The record is from RefSeq and is a predicted model, not a curated record. Lineage: Eukaryota; Viridiplantae; Streptophyta; Magnoliopsida; Malvales; Malvaceae.
ACUUGUUAAGCUGUAUGAUCUAAAUGCUCAAGCUGAUACUUCUAGGGAGGGAAGAUUCUUACUGGUGGAACUGUUAUAGAGUCAGACGAGUCUAGAAGAAGCAAUAGAAAUGAACAACUCUGUACCUCUAGGACUAAGUAGUUCUAUCUUUACACGCAGACCCGAAGUUAUAUUCAAGUGGAUUGGUCCAUGCGGAAGUGAUUGUGGCAUUGUCAAUGUAAAUAUACCAACCAAUGGAGCUGAGAUCGGUGGUGCCUUUGGUGGAGAAAAAGCAACUGGUGGUGGUCGCGAAGCAGGAAGCGACUCAUGUGAGAUCAAUUAUGGAAAGGAACUGCCAUUGGCUCAAGGGAUAAAUUUUGUCCAAUAAAUUGGCUUGUUGUGAGGUGUGCAUGUUCUGUCAUUUUGUGUAUCCCUGAUCCACGUAAUUGGUCAAGAUUACCCUGUAAAAUCUGCUGUAAAGAUUGUGCUUCCGCUGUGCUGAACCAAAAACCAUAGGCUCCAAUGUUGAAACCAUGGGUGGUUUUAUUUCCAGUUCCAAAUAAAUACAAACAGUUAAAGCAAAAUUGAUACGAAUAGACAUGUCAAUUAUGGCCGCUGUUUCUUUCUGUUUUGUUUUCGUUUCUUUCAAUUUGUAAAAGCUCAACUGGGGCCAUAGGAAUGAUCCAUGAUGACUCGAGAUAAGGGAAGAAACAAACACUUGCAACCUGCUAGUUUCAUUGAUUCAAAGUUGUCAAAUCCAUAUCCUGACAUGCCCACACUCCUUGGGUGAGGGAGAGUUUGGACUUGAUAGGGUGGUGCAUCUAAAGCAAAUGCUCCAACCUCAGGAAAAAAUCUUGCCUACGAGUCACUUUGGUGCCGAUAGGGACUCUAGCUCAUUAGUCCAA